Chondrus crispus (carragheen) is the source of this 180-nucleotide messenger RNA. RefSeq lists its product as hypothetical. NCBI's taxonomy places the organism in Eukaryota, Rhodophyta, Florideophyceae, Gigartinales, Gigartinaceae. The transcript has a single exon. The record is from RefSeq and is a predicted model, not a curated record. Bases 1 to 180 code for a protein of 59 amino acids.
AUGGCUUGUCGUCUCAUCAACACAUCCACGGAUUUCCAUGUAUCGCCAGGAAAACAAAGCCUCGAGAGAGACUCCAUAUGCGAAACCUCCACGUGCUUUCCUUCGCCAAAUCGCUCACAUCCCGCCCAACAUUUGCCCGACAUCGUACCAUGGGCACCACAAUCUGACCAAGCAGCAUAG